Messenger RNA from Scaptodrosophila lebanonensis, 583 nucleotides. RefSeq names its product MD-2-related lipid-recognition protein-like. The coding region runs from base 33 to 500 and encodes 155 amino acids. Gene Ontology annotation, biological process: sterol transport. The transcript has a single exon. The record is from RefSeq and is a predicted model, not a curated record. NCBI's taxonomy places the organism in Eukaryota, Metazoa, Arthropoda, Insecta, Diptera, Drosophilidae. Gene Ontology annotation, molecular function: sterol binding.
GCUUCCCGAGCAGUCACUCAGACGUUGUCGUCAUGUUGUCGUUGCCGUUGUCCUUGCUCCUGCUGCUCCUGAUCGCUGUGUCGAGUGGGGAGGUGGUGAACUUUAGCAACUGCGACGAUAGCGUGGAUAGCUGUACGGUUGACCAGGUGCGUGUGGAUCCGUGUCCACAGGCGGCCAAUAAUGCAGCCUGCCACAUAAAACGACGCAAGAACUCGAUCAUGAGUUUUGACUUUACGCCCAAAUUCGAUGCGGAUAAGUUGGAUGCUACACUGGUGUGGGUGAAGAGCGAGACGGAGCACCUGCCGUUGGUUACUUUGGAGCGGGACGCUUGCAAGGCUACGCCAUGUCCGGUGAAGAGUGGAGUGCAGCAAACCUAUACCUUACAGGUGCCCAUCGAGCCCAAAUUCCCAACCAGUGCCUACACCAUACGCUGGGCCCUCAAGGAUGCGGUGAGCGGCAAACGUUGCUGUUUCAACAUCGACAUCAAGGUGGUGCGUUAAAAUGUGAAAAGAAAUUAACAAUCGAAAUGAAUUUAUGCAAUAAAACUAACUUUUUCCAAAUAUAUAUAAUGUUUAUUUUCACA